UUUCAACCAUGCAACCUAACCGCGUUUGACAAUUUAAUUCAUCCAACCGCUCCUACCACAUCACACACACAUAUCUAUCUAUCUACCACUAUAUAUUAUGCAGUAGCACAAAUUCAUUUUGUUAUUACAACCUCGUUUUCUAACGAAUGCUGCUCUGCAACCAUGCAGCUUAACAAUCUUUGCUUUAUAUUACCUGCAGAUUCUAUAGACCAGAAAGAUGAAACACUACAUGAAGUGAAACAGAGAGACCAUUAUGCUCAGAUUCUUAAGGCUCUGCGAAAAUCGAUUUACAGGUUUUUUGUGGUAAAAUGGGCUAGUUUCUGUGGACCAAGAAAACAGCCCUCUCCUAGUCUGUUUCAUGACAUGGAGGGGGUUCAGAUUUUGGACAAGGUUGGGGCGAAUAAUCCCAGAACGUUUAGCUUCGCGGAGCUUUACAUUGGCACGAAGGGCUUUAGCCCGGACGAGGUUCUUGGAAGUGGAGGCUUUGGGAGGGUGUAUAAGGCUGUUUUGCCUAGUGAUAACUCAGUUGUUGCUGUCAAGUGUUUGAUGCAGAGGGGUGAGCGGUUUGAGAAGACUUUCGCGGCUGAGCUGGUGGCUGUGGCUCAUUUACGCCACAGGAAUCUUGUGAGCCUGAGAGGCUGGUGUGUUCAUGAUGAUCAGUUGCUGCUUGUUUAUGAGUACAUGCCUAACAGGAGCCUUGAUCGUGUGCUAUUUAAGCGACAGGAGAGCGUGGCAACGCCUGUGAUCCUCGGGUGGAAUAGGAGAGUUAAUAUCAUUGGUGGCCUGGCAACUGCACUUUUUUAUUUACAUGAGCAAUUGGAGACGCAGAUCAUUCACAGGGAUGUGAAGACUAGUAAUGUUAUGUUGGAUUCCAAUUUUAACGCGAGGCUUGGGGACUUUGGAUUGGCUAGAUGGCUAGAGCAUGAGCUUGAUCACCAAAUCAGGACACCGGUGAAGUACCAGGAGUUUCAAUUGGCAGACACUACGCGAAUUGGAGGCACAAUUGGAUACUUGCCUCCAGAGAGCUUCCAGAGACGCGGCUCUGCUACCUCAAAAUCUGAUGUUUUUAGUUUUGGGAUUGUUGUGCUGGAGAUUGUCUCGGGGAGACGAGCAAUGGACCUUGCAUUCCAAGAUGAUCAGAUUAUUCUGCUGGAUUGGAUACGAAGGCUUUCUGAUGAAGGAAUGGUCUUAAAAGCAGGGGAUAGUCGCCUUGUGGACGGGUCUUACAAGCUUUCUGACAUGGAACGCUUGAUUCAUCUAGGCCUCCUAUGCACACUAAAUGAUCCACAAUCUAGGCCAAACAUGAAAUGGGUGUUGGAAGUUCUUUCUGACAAUCUCUGCACCAAAUUGCCAGACCUUCCGUCGUUCAAGCUUCAUCGUCUAUAUAUAUCUCUAUCUUCUUCAAGCAGCAACAUGACUACCUCGCGGUCAUCCAAUGCCACCAUCACAACCACUACUACCACUGCUGCCUCGAGCUCAUCGACCUUUCUGACAGCCAAGGAAGAGACCAUGUACACAACUGCUGAAUAUGGAAGCACUGAUGUCAGCUCCUCUGCUGAAUAUGAAAAAUCUGAUGUUAGCCCUUUUACUGAUUAUGCAAGCACUGACAUCAGGUCUGAGGACAACAAGAGUAAACGUCGACUAAAUAUGUUCCCGGUUAUUGAAACUCCAAGGGAAAUUAGCUUCAAGGAAAUCAUUUCUGCUACUAAAAACUUUGCGGAUUCCAGAAGGGUAGCUGAAGUAGACUUUGGGACUGCUUAUUAUGGCAUUCUUGACAAUAAUCACCAUGUCUUGGUGAAAAGGCUAGGCAUGAAAACGUGUCCUGCACUUCGGGCAAGAUUCACUAAUGAACUCCAGAAUUUGGGGAAUUUGCGCCAUAGGAACUUAGUACAACUCCGUGGAUGGUGCACUGAACAAGGAGAGAUGCUAGUUGUCUAUGAUUACUCCGCGACUCGCCUUUUAAGUCACAAUCUACAGCAUUACCACCAAAGAAAAGGCCUUCCAAUUCUGAAAUGGCAUCACCGGUACAACAUAGUGAAAUCACUUGCUUCUGCCAUUCAUUAUCUCCAUGAAGAAUGGGAUGAGCAAGUGAUCCACAGAAACAUAACCUCAUCAUCUAUUGUUCUCGAUGGAGAUAUGAACCCGAGGCUUGGCAGCUUUGCACUUGCUGAAUUCUUGACAAGAAACGAGGAAGGUCACCAUGUUGUUGCUGCCAAAAACUAUUCUGUUAAUGGGAUAUUUGGCUACAUGGCACCAGAGUACAUGGAGUUUGGGGAGCCAACCACAAUGGCCGAUGUUUAUAGCUUCGGUGUAGUGGUUCUUGAGGUGGUUAGUGGACAGAUGGCUGUGGACUUCAGCCAGCCCGAGGUACUUUUGGUUAAGAGAGUCCAGAAAAUCAAGGGAGGGAAAAUGCAAUACGCGGAGCUUGCAGACUGGAGGAUGGAUGGAGAGUAUGAUCACAAGGAACUCGUGAGGAUGGCGAAACUUGGCCUGGCCUGCACACACUCUGACCCGAAGCUGAGACCGAGCAUCAAGGAUAUUGUCAGAAUACUAGAUGGUUGUGAUAAGUGCUUCCUUGAGAAAGGGCAGAAGAAGGAGACUAAAGAAGAAUGGAAGGAAAACAAUUACGCCUCAUUAGCGCUGAUUAGAAGGAUCCAGGCUCUAGGGGUACAGUGAUUAGAAAAUGUAGUGUUCUUGAUUUGUUUGUUGUUGAGGUUUAGUAUAGAUGUUUAUAGUGUGCAGUCAAUACUAGGUUCUUGUAAGUAAAGAGUAAUGAAAUUCGAUGUCUCCUAAUGGCCUUUGUUCUCUGUUAGUAGCU
Molecule: messenger RNA, 2818 nt
Organism: Daucus carota subsp. sativus
Lineage: Eukaryota; Viridiplantae; Streptophyta; Magnoliopsida; Apiales; Apiaceae
Product: receptor like protein kinase S.2
Exons: 1
Coding region: 163-2676 (837 amino acids)
Biological process (GO): protein phosphorylation
Cellular component (GO): plasma membrane
Molecular function (GO): protein kinase activity; ATP binding
Source: RefSeq, a predicted model, not a curated record